Molecule: messenger RNA, 1311 nt
Organism: Rhagoletis zephyria (snowberry fruit fly)
Lineage: Eukaryota; Metazoa; Arthropoda; Insecta; Diptera; Tephritidae
Source: RefSeq, a predicted model, not a curated record
AUGCCACCGAAGAAGGCACCAGCGCCCAGCAAGAAGGUCGACGCGAAGAAAAAGGAGAAAAUCAUCGAGGACAAAACAUUCGGCCUGAAAAACAAAAAAGGUGCCAAACAGCAAAAAUUUGUUCAGCAGGUCUCUAAUCAGGUGAAGUUUGGCAACAAUCCAAAAAAGACAAAAGACGAGAAGGAUGCCCUCACGAAGAAAGAGGAGAAGCAGAAGCAGCUGGCGGAAAUGAACCAGCUCUUCAAGCCGGUGGUCGCCGCGCAGAAGAUCGACAAGGGCGUCGAUCCAAAGUCGGUGUUGUGCGCCUUCUUCAAGUCGGGCCAGUGUGGGAAGGGCGCUAAAUGCAAGUUCUCCCACGAUCUGACCAUUGAGCGAAAGAGCGAGAAGAAGAGCCUGUACUUUGACAAGCGCGAGGGCGAAGAGGGCGAGGGAGAAGCUGACAACAUGGACAACUGGGACGACGACAAGCUGAAGGAGGUGGUGGAGAAGAAGCACGGCGAACGGGAGCGGAAGCUGCCGCCGACGGAUAUCAUUUGCAAGCACUUUUUGGAGGCCGUCGAGUCGAACAAGUACGGCUGGUUCUGGGAGUGCCCGGGAGGCGGUGAAAAGUGCCACUACCGUCACGCCCUUCCGCCUGGUUUCGUUCUGAAGAAGGACCGCAAGAACAAGGACAAGGUGCAGGACAUUACCAUCGAGGAGCUGGUGGAGAUUGAGCGCUCCAACCUGGGAUACAAUCUGACCAAGAUCACGCUGGAGUCCUUCCUCGAGUGGAAGAAGAAGAAGGUGGCGGAGAAGCAGGCCGCUUCGAGGAAGGAAACCGACCGGCGGAAGGCAGAGUUCAAGGCAGGGAAGAACGUCGGCCUCAGCGGCCGAGAGAUGUUCACCUUUAAUCCGGAGCUGGCCACCGAUAAUGACAUGGAAGAGGGUGAAGCGGCGAUGGACAUUGUUCGGGAGAGAGAAGAUGAUGACGACGAGACGAGCCUCAACGUCAAGGAGAUUGACCUCGAGGCGAUUGCCCGCGAGGCAAAGGAGGUCGACCACUCGGCGGGCACUACGCAGGCUGCUGAGAAACGAGACUUUGCCACCAAAGGUUCUAAAGCGCCUGAUAAACCUUCCACUUCUAAAGAGGGUGAUGCCGCGGGUGGUCCUAGCACCACCUCAACUAAUGGUGACGCUGGUGGUGAAGGUGAUGAGGAGGAGGAGGAGGAAGGAGAGGAUGACAUUAUCAAUGAACCUAUUGAUGAAACCCUUUUUGCUGAGGAUGACGACCUCGAUGGACUUGAGGAUGAACUCAAUGCAGCAGCAUUGUGA